ACAAUCCACACACACACACAUAAGAAAAGAAAUUAACAAAUUAUCACAAAAAUACGUUUUCUUGUAUAAUAAUUUUUCUCUAGAUUUGUCGCUUACCUUUUGAAAUUCUCCGGCGAUGAAUCUCGCCGGGAAAAGGAAUAUUCCGGUUAUUAUUUCUGUUUCCGUUACUAGUGACUCUUACCAUCGCCGUCAUGUCUUCCGUGAACAUCGUCGGACCUGAAAAAUCCUUCUCCUAGACUUUUUUUUUUUCUUUCUUCUCUUUGUAUUAUUAUUCUUUGCUUCGUUUUUGUGAAGAAGAUGAUCCGCUGAUUUCAGAAGUUUUCUUCUUCUGGAUUUUAGCUGAGAGGUUUUUGGUAGAUUCUGUUUCUUCUUCUUCCUCUGUGGUUUUCGAAUCCAGUUUUGGAAUUUUUGAAGAUUUUGUUUAGUUUCUGUUGAAGAGAUCUGAGAUAUUUGAACGAAGCAGAGUGUAUAUGAAAUCAAAUCUGUGAAAAUUUCUUUGAAUUUGAAUUGACUUUGGACUUGUGAGAGAAGUUAGAUCUUCUUCUUCGUGAGCUAUGCCAUUUACGAUGAAGAUCCAACCGAUUGAUAUCGAUUCUUCACCAACCGUAGCUAGAGCUGAAUCAGGAAACAAACCGGUGCUCAAAUCUCGUCUCAAACGUUUGUUUGAUCGGCCGUUUACAAACGUAUUGAGAAACUCAACAACUACAACCACCGAGAAACCAUUCGUUGUCACCGGUGGUGAAGUUCAAUGCGGCGGAGUAGUGACGGAGUUCGAGCCGAGUUCUGUUUGCUUAGCGAAGAUGGUACAGAACUUCAUUGAAGAAAACAACGAGAAACAAGCUAAAUGUGGACGUAAUCGUUGUAAUUGCUUUAACGGCAACAACGAUGGUUCUUCCGAUGAUGAAUCAGAUCUAUUCGGUGGUUCAAUCGACGGUUGCGACGCUUCUGAUCAUCUCAAGAGUUUGAUUCCGUGCACAACCGUCGGAGAGAGGAAUCUGUUAGCCGACGCGGCGAAGAUUGUAGAUAAGAACAAAUCGGUGAAACGAAAAGACGAUAUGAAGAAGAUCGUCAAUGAAGGACUCUUAUCACUUAAUUACAAUUCUUCAAUCUGCAAAUCAAAAUGGGAUAAAUCUCCUUCGUUCCCAGCUGGUGAAUACGAGUACAUAGAUGUGAUAAUCGGAGAAGAAAGGUUAAUAAUCGAUGUAGAUUUCCGAUCAGAGUUCGAUAUAGCGAGACAAACGAGUGGUUACAAGGUGUUGCUUCAAUCUCUACCGUUCAUUUUCGUCGGAAAAUCUGAUCGGUUAAGUCAGAUCGUGUUUUUGAUAUCGGAGGCGGCGAAACAGAGUUUGAAGAAGAAAGGAAUGCCUUUUCCUCCGUGGAGGAAAGCUGAGUACAUGCGAUCUAAAUGGCUCUCUUCUUAUACGCGAGCUUCCGUUGUUGUUGUCGAUGAGACGGUGACGGUGACGGAUGUUACGGCGGCGGAUGCGGCGGUGGAGAAGGAGGUGGAUAGUGUAGAGAUUGAGCUGGUUUUUGAGGAGAAAUGUUUAUCUCCGAGAGUGAUUGUUAAUUCUUCCUCCUCUCCAACCGACGGCGAUGAUGACGUGGCGGUGGAGAGAGAAGUGAAGGCUGUCACCGGAUUAGCUUCACUCUUUAAGGAAAAGCCCUAAAUAAAAAAUUUUGGAGUUUUUUUUUUUAAUUUCUUUUUCUAAUUUUCAAGGUAAAAAAAUUAAAAAUAUAUAACAGUAACCAUAUAUUCGCUUUUUUUUUUUCUUACAUUUUUGUAGUUUGUUUUGACCUCUCUUGUUUUUUUCUUUACAAGGGGUUUUUACCACUUUGUACUUUAGUACCGUCCACGGUGAAAAAAAUAAAAAAUAAUUACUACUUCCCGAAUAAAAAUGUUAUCUAUAAAAAUUUAGUACUUCCGAAACUCAAAAA
Messenger RNA from Arabidopsis thaliana (thale cress), 1935 nucleotides. RefSeq lists its product as hypothetical. The record is from RefSeq and is marked reviewed. The transcript has 3 exons. Bases 555 to 1667 code for a protein of 370 amino acids. NCBI's taxonomy places the organism in Eukaryota, Viridiplantae, Streptophyta, Magnoliopsida, Brassicales, Brassicaceae.